Molecule: messenger RNA, 916 nt
Organism: Dromaius novaehollandiae (emu)
Lineage: Eukaryota; Metazoa; Chordata; Aves; Casuariiformes; Dromaiidae
Product: gastrin-releasing peptide
Exons: 3
Coding region: 117-578 (153 amino acids)
Biological process (GO): neuropeptide signaling pathway
Molecular function (GO): neuropeptide hormone activity
Source: RefSeq, a predicted model, not a curated record
GGCCGCGCGGGCGCCCGUCGCGGCUCGGUAUAAAGGCGGCGGCGGCGGCGGCGGCACCGCGUGGCCCGGAGCGGCGGCGGCCGGAGCGGGCGCAGCGGACGGCGGCGGCUCCCAGCAUGGGCGGCGACCCGCGGCGGCCCCGCGCCCGGCCGCUGGUGGCGCUGCUGGCGCUGCUGGCGCUGCUGGCGGCUCGGGGCGGCGCGGCGCCGCUGCAGCCCGGCGGCUCGGCCGCGCUCACCAAGAUCUACCCCCGCGGCAGCCACUGGGCCGUGGGACAUUUAAUGGGGAAAAAGAGCACUGGAGAUUUUCCUUACGUUGAUGAAGGAGAAAACAAGCUCCCGCUUUCAGCGUUACCUGAAAAUACGAAGCAGCUGGACGACUAUCUGCAGUGGGAGGAGAUGUCCAAGUAUUUGCUAAGGCUGCUGGAAGGAAAUGAAAAUAAAAGCGCUCACGUCGUAAAAGGGGGGCUCCCCUGGUACGCCCGCAGCGCCUGGGAGGCGGACGACGGCGGCAGCUGGAAGGACAUGAUGGAGUAUCUGCUUCAAGUUGUGAACACGAAAGAAAGCACUCCAAGUUGAAAGGUCUCUCAGCCUCCAAGGAAAGGAAUAAUUUCCGUAAGAGACUAUGUUUCACAAGCACUUGGUUGUAUCCGAUAACCAACAAGGUUUCUGUUCUGUAAACAAGAUUUCCUUUGUGUAAAAUAUCUAAAUACACAUAUUCUUGUAUGUCUCAGCAUUGACUAAACUCUCGGUGUCAUUUCCAAAGUUGCAUUUUCUCGCUCGAACUGCUUCGGUAUACGUAAUUGUCAAGGAAGGGUCUUCCAAGUAAUUGUACGACUUACCUGUCUAAUCAGUUCAUCUCUUAGUUUGGAGCUACAUGAUUUUUCAGCAUUCACAAUAAACAAUACGAAUACGAA